AUGAUCAUCUUUGCGCGCUUCGACCAAACUUGCAGGACUCUCGUCAACCAGCCGAAAUCCGAGAUGGAUGAAGCUCAGAUACGAGCGCUAGAGGAGCACGAGAUCUCCCAAGGGCCGCUCAACGUGCUGCAGCAAUCCGUCAAGAACCAUACCCAGAUCCUCGUCGCCCUCAGGAAUGGCCACAAGCUCUUAGCGCGAGUCAAGGCCUUCGAUCGUCACUCUAACAUGGUCUUGGAGAACGUCAAGGAGAUGUGGACAGAGAUACCAAAGGGCAAGAACAAAAAGCCAGUCAACAAGGACAGGUUCAUCUCCAAGCUGUUCUUGAGGGGCGACUCUGUCAUCAUGGGUGCGCCAUUCGCUUUUGCAUACUCAACUCGCUGCUGA
Mixia osmundae IAM 14324 is the source of this 384-nucleotide messenger RNA. RefSeq lists its product as uncharacterized. The transcript is spliced from 3 exons. The record is from RefSeq and is a predicted model, not a curated record. Gene Ontology annotation, cellular component: U2 snRNP; U5 snRNP; U1 snRNP. Gene Ontology annotation, molecular function: RNA binding. Lineage: Eukaryota; Fungi; Basidiomycota; Mixiomycetes; Mixiales; Mixiaceae. Gene Ontology annotation, biological process: RNA splicing; spliceosomal snRNP assembly. The coding region runs from base 1 to 384 and encodes 127 amino acids.